AUGGUGGAGAGGGAGUUCCAGACUUUGACGUCACAGACAGAGAAAGAACGACGUGGCCUCUCCGACUCCUCUCAGCGCCCUGACGAUGUCCGGUGUGAUGACUGUUCCCAUGGCGAUGACCCCAUAUGGGAGACACAGGUGGAGAAGAAGGAGGAAGAAAAGUUGAUCCCAGAGGAGGAGCAAAGGAGGGACAUUGAGAAGUUCCUCAGGGGCCUCCUGAUCCCAGGGCAGGAGGAUCGAGGGGAGGAAAGUUCCAUCAUGGGGGAACCUCUAGACAUACCUAACCUGCUGAACCCCGACCUCGGUUCUAACCUCUCCCCUUUAGUUCCCGACUUGCUCCCCGAUCUCUCACCCUUGCUCCACGACCUGGCCCCCAACCUGACCCCCAGCGAAGACGACUUCCCCCCUCUCCCGAGCGCCGCGUCUCCAUGGCAAGGUGACAGGCUGUGGCAGGGCUCUCCGCCUGCCAACCUCCCCACACCUCUCAUCCCCAUCCCUGGCCCCUUCAACCUUCUGGGCAAAGUGGCUGCCUGUAUCAAGGCCUCAGCUCCAGCUCAAGCCCCAACUCCUGCCCCAGUCCCAGCUCCAGCCCCAACUCCUGCCCCAGUCCCAGCUCCAGCCAAGGUCCCAGCAAUCCAGGUCACGGCCUCAGCCCGUUCUUCAACUCCAGCCCCAGUCCCAGCUCCAGCCAAGGUCCCAGCAAUCCAGGUCACGGCCUCAGCCCGUUCUUCAACUCCAGCCCCAGCAAAGGUCCCAGCAAUGAGGAUUACGGUCCCAGCCGCAACCCCUGCUCCAGCCAAGGUCCCAGCAAUCCAGGUCACGGCCUCAGCCCGUUCUUCAACUCCAGCCCCAGCCAAGGUCCCAGCUACCAGGAUUACGGACCCAACCAAGGCCCGAGCUCCAUCAACAACCCAGCAGGAGAUUUAUGACCUGAUGGCUGACUUCCCAGCCCUCCAGCCCCAGGGGAAAGCACCUCCACUGGGUUUGCAGCAGCCUGCCAAUGCCCCGUGCCGGGCUCCGACCACCAAUGUGGAGCUACUUCUCCAGGACCUACCCUACAGCGCCUUGUUCAAGGCCCAGGAAGGUGACCGGGAGCUGGGCAGACAGGAUGGUAAAAGAGUGGCCAAGGGACCCAAGAAGAUGGAGUCUGAACCCGAGGAGGAACCUCAAGACAUUACCGUUGUUACUGAUGAUGUUGACCAGUGGCCUGAGAUCACCACUACCAAGCAGCCUGCAUUCACCCAAGCCACUCAACAGGUUAUAGCCG
Molecule: messenger RNA, 1267 nt
Organism: Oncorhynchus gorbuscha (pink salmon)
Lineage: Eukaryota; Metazoa; Chordata; Actinopteri; Salmoniformes; Salmonidae
Product: skin secretory protein xP2-like
Exons: 2
Source: RefSeq, a predicted model, not a curated record